This is a messenger RNA of Lagenorhynchus albirostris (white-beaked dolphin), 1725 nucleotides long. RefSeq names its product NECAP endocytosis associated 2 (gene NECAP2). Lineage: Eukaryota; Metazoa; Chordata; Mammalia; Artiodactyla; Delphinidae. The transcript has 8 exons. The coding region runs from base 43 to 1011 and encodes 322 amino acids. Gene Ontology annotation, cellular component: membrane; clathrin vesicle coat. The record is from RefSeq and is a predicted model, not a curated record. Gene Ontology annotation, biological process: endocytosis.
GCGGAGAAGGAGCCGGAAGUCCAGCGGGCUCCGGGCGUCGAGAUGGAGGAAGGCGAGUACGAGUCGGUUCUCUGUGUCAAGCCAGAGGUCCACGUCUACCGCAUCCCGCCGCGGGCCACCAACCGUGGUUACAGGGCUGCGGAAUGGCAGCUGGACCAGCCAUCAUGGAGUGGCCGGCUGCGGAUCACUGCAAAAGGGCAGGUGGCCUACAUCAAGCUGGAGGACAGGACCUCAGGGGAGCUCUUUGCUCAGGCCCCAGUGGAUCAGUUUCCAGGCACAGCUGUGGAGAGCGUGAUGGAUUCCAGCAGGUACUUCGUUAUCCGCAUCGAAGAUGGAAACGGGCGACGGGCGUUUAUUGGAAUUGGCUUCGGGGACCGAGGUGAUGCCUUUGACUUCAAUGUUGCCUUGCAGGAUCAUUUCAAGUGGGUGAAACAGCAGUGUGAAUUUGCAAAACAAGCUGAGAACCCAGAUCAAGGUCCCAAAUUGGACCUAAGCUUCAAGGAGGGCCAGACCAUCAAGCUCAACAUUGCAAACAUGAAGAAGAAGGAAGGAGCAGCUGGGCCUCCCCGAGCCCGGCCCGCCAGCACAGGAGGGCUGAGCCUGCUUCCCCCUCCCCCAGGGGGGAAAACCUCCACCCUGAUCCCUCCCCCUGGGGAGCAGUUGUCUGUGGUGGCAUCCAUUGUCCAGCCAGCAGUUGCUCCCAGUUCAGACUUGGAGACAUCAAUUGGAGGUGCCACUGUGUCCUGGCCGCAGCCCAAGCCUGCCGCUACUGCCACCGCCGACAUCUGGGGAGACUUUACCAAAUCCACAGGAUAUCUGAAAUCUCCCACCCCUCCCUAUCUAACCUUUCCAGGUCCACCUCCAGCCAGACUCAGCCAGGCACAGGCUGGGUCCAGUUCUGACCUGAGCACAACUCCUUUUCCUCACACAACUUCUGGAAAGGAGCUGCCUCAUCUGGGCAGAAGGAAGGAGGAUGAAGCACUCCCUGGCCAGCCUCUGUUCGGAGCAUGACUCUCUCCUCUCCUCUUCCUUGCCUGAACUCGCCUGACAGACUGGGCGUGUCAGGCAGUAAAUGGGCACCAUGUCGCGCUGUUUCCUGGGAUUCGAGCGUGCAGCCAGAACACGGGAGAAGAGUUGCAGGAUCCCUGUCCCUGUCUGUCCUCUUGACUUGAGAGAGACUCUGAGACUUCUUCCAUCGCAAAGACUCGUGUUAAACACAAGCCCCUUAAGCAAAAGAAGGGGUCGAGUGUGCUGCCUGGAUUCAGAUCACCCCUUCUCGGGGGGGUUACAGGUGUCACGUGAUCAGUGUCUGGAGGGGGGCUUUCCUCACUCCCAUUGGCUGUAGCCAUUCCAGUCAGGUGCCUUAAGAGGAGGGAUUCCUUCCUGAUUUCUAGCAGGUUUAUAGGCUGCAGCUUGGACAGAUAAUCAGGAGGGAAAUCAAGAGUAUUAUCCAGACUUUUAAGAUUUUUUUGAUACUUGCUUUGCUAACAUGCUGAUCUGCACUAACUCAUUGUCUUUGCAAAAGGCUUGCUUCUGUAGUCUGCGCCCGCAGGGGCCUCUGAAAGCAUUCCUCACUGUCAGUCGCAGGAGCUGCUCCGAGCCCCAGGAAGCAGUCUUCAUCUCGGCUAUGGGGCCUGGUUUCCGUGUUUGCCGGGCCGGGCAGACGCUGGAAACCAGGUGCGACAGUGUUUGCGCUGGAAAGUGGCAGCUGUUCUCAUGCAGGUG